Nicotiana tabacum (common tobacco) is the source of this 4572-nucleotide messenger RNA. RefSeq names its product BRCT domain-containing protein At4g02110-like. The record is from RefSeq and is a predicted model, not a curated record. Lineage: Eukaryota; Viridiplantae; Streptophyta; Magnoliopsida; Solanales; Solanaceae.
AAAUAAUUUGACGACUUCGACUCCUUCCCUGAGAAGCUUUGUACAAUUCAAUAAACUCUUCGCUCUCUCUUCUUCUACAAUUAGCUUUUUCAGCACACUUCCACAUUUCUAGGGUUCUUAUAAAAUCAUCACAUUUGAACUCCUUUCAUUUGAAAAAUUCUAGAAGAUUCAUUAGGAGAGAGAGACAGGUUUGAUGACUGAAGGCAACCAAGAUAUGUUAUACGAAGACCGCUCCAAGAUUUUCAUUGGUGUUCGAUUUGUUCUUGUCGGAUUCGACCCCCUUAGAAAAGGGAAGAUUCGGUUGAAGCUUUUGGAGGGUGGUGGAGUUGAUGUAAGCGGAUAUGGACCAGAUUGCACCCAUCUUAUUGUCGAUAGUAUUGUCUAUGAUGACCCCAUAUGUUUAGCUGCUCGACAGGAUGGGAAAAUAAUUGUUACCAGCUUGUGGGUUGAGCACAGUUAUGACGUGGGAAUGCCUUUCGAUCACCAUUCUAUCAUGUACAGACCUCCAAGGGAUUUGAAUGGAAUUUCAGGUGCUAAAUCACUGGUGGUUUGCUUAACUGGAUAUCAGGGGCAAGAUCGAGAUGAUAUUAUGAAAAUGGUGGGCCUGAUGGGUGCAAACUUUUCAAAGCCAUUGGUGGCAAACAAAGUCACUCAUCUCAUAUGCUACAAAUUUGAGGGGGAUAAAUAUGAGCUUGCCAAGAAAAUGAAGACGAUAAAGUUUGUUAAUCACCACUGGUUGGAGGAUUGUUUAAGGUCUUGGGAAAUCCUUCCAGAGGAUGAUUAUGAUAAGAGUGGGUAUGAGUUGAUGAUGAUGGAAGCCGAGGCUAAAGAUUCUGAAGAAGAAAAUGAGGGCAUUGCUGCAAAUAGGCGCGGAGAGAAAAUAGCUAUCAUGCGUCCUGAUCAUUCAAAAAGUCCCAAUCAAUUCCUUGUGAAGCAGGAAGCCUCUACAAACAUUUUAGACUUAAGCACAUUUAGAGGUUUGUCAGGUCUUGGAAACACUAAGGAGCUGUCGUUAUCUGCUUCGAAGCAGUCAAAAUCUCAUCAGGUUCCAGCCUUUGAAGAAUCUCCCAAUAGGCACGCUAAGAUGCUUAAUACCAACUUGUGUAGGACAAAGGAAGAGCUGCCAUCUAGAAUUGAACAAAAUGGAAGUGAUUUUGUUUUUGUUUCAAGUAGUGCCAGGAAAUCCCCUCAUUCUUGUUCGUCCCAAGAAAUCCCAAGGAAAUUCAACCUUCUCAUGACCUCAGAACAAAUUAAGACUUAUGCAGGAAGUCCUGCUACUGCUGAAGCAGGUACAGAAUUUGAUUUCCUUAACCUGCCCUCAGAGAGGGAACAAGAGAAAAGUGAGUUAGGUGCAAAAACUUCUAAGAACUUGUCAUUUCCUGGGAAGGGUCAAAGCAGUAGACUGCCCGAGAAAAGGAAGUUGGGCAUUUCAGAUAGUAGCUUCCAGUCAUCAAGGACUGGUAAUAAUCCAGAAAGCAUACAAGAUGGUUACUUGACGGCAAAUCGUACUGAAGAGUUAGUACACACGUCAAAGUUACAUAGUCCACGCAAAAUAGGCUACUAUCUAUCAUAUAGGAACACUGCCCCUCACUAUGACAAGGGUGUAACUCUGCAUACUUAUCAUGAUUCUACUAUUUCCAAUCCUGUGACACUAAGCACUCAGCGAGGGUGUGAUGAGGAUGAACCUCAAAGUGGCACUUUUAAGAUCAUGGAGUCAAAAGGGAUUAGUCAUGCCACUGUUGAUGUUAACGGGCCAUUGGAUGAACUAUAUGAUGUCCCAUCUCCCGUUACUGAAAGAAGAGAUACCCUGAAGUCUAAUGUGCUGGCGGCGUUCGAUAAGGCUGGAGAUGAUUCAAUGUCAGGGUCUAAGCCAUUGGGGAAAAGAUCGCUUUCCAAGAAGACACCCACCUCUGAUGUUAAUGGGCCAUUAGAUGAACUGCAUGAUGUCCCUUCUCCUGUUAAUGAAAGAAGAGAUACCCUGAAGUCUAAUGUACUGGCUGAGUUUAAUAAGGCUGGAGAUGAUUCGGUGUCAGGGUCUAAACCAAUGAAGAAACGAUCGCUUUCCAAGAAGACACUGGGAUCUAGACAAAGUUUCCGUAAAGGGGAUGAUAGGAAUCAGAAAGGGUCUUUAUCCAUUAACAAGACUGCUCUGAUGUCUGAUUCAGCUGCUUCCAGCAGCGGAGGGAGAGAGGAGACAGAGCAUCAAAAUAUCUUAAGCUCUACAAACGGUGAGGUUCUCCCUGCAAAUAAUGCAGAUUCAAGCAAAGAGAAUGAGAGAAAUAAAAUUUUGGAUUCUAAAAAAGAAACUGCCAAAACAAAUGAAUCCAUAAAUGAUGAUACUGAGGCUCCUGAGGACCAAGACUAUGAGGAGUUAAAUGUUUUAAAAGAGAAGUCUACUGAUACUGAAGCGCAACGUUCUAGGCUUCGAUCAAUGGAGAUGAAAUUAAAUGUGAACAAGGUGGUAAAUCAGGAUGAUAUGGAGGAUACUGAUGUUGCAAAGAGACAAAGUACUGAAAACAACAAAUCUGAAACUCAAAAGAUUCUUUCUGACAAGAAGACCAAGUUAAGUGAAUCAACUUCUGUGGGGAAAGCUUCAGUGGAGAAAGUUCCCAGUGGCCCAUAUUAUCUGAUGAAGAAUAGCAAGAAAACUAAUCUUGCUACUAAAAGAGCUCUGGUUUCUACAGAAGUUGCAGAAGGGAAGAAGUGCAGAACAGAUGGAAAGAAGGCAGAUGCAAAAAAAGCAAAAGGGUCUCCAUCUGAAAAGGGUGAGGUUCUGCCGGCAGAUUUGAGCAAAGAGAUUGAGAGAAAUAAAAUUUUGGAGUCUGAAAAAGAAACUGCCAAAACUACUGAAUCCAUAAGUGAUGAUACUGAGGCUCCAAAGGAUCAAGAAGAUGAGGAGUUAAAUGUUCUAAGAGAGAAGUCUUCUGAUACUGAAGUGCAGCAUUCUAGGCUUCGAACAAUGGAGAAGAGAUUAAAUGUGAAUAAGUUUGUAAAUCAGAAUGAUAGGAAGGAUACUGAUGUUGCAAAGACACAAAGUAUUGAAAACAACACAUCUGAUACUCCAAAGACUCUUUCUGGCAAGAAGACCAAGUUAAGUGAAUCAACUUCUGUGGAGGCUUCAGAGGAGAAAGUUUCCAAAGGUCCAAAACAUCUGAUGAAGAAUAGCAAGAAAACUAAUCCAGCUACUAAAAGAGUUGCGGUUUCUACAGAAGGUGCAGAAAAGAAGAAGUGCAGAACUGAUAAGGCAAAUGCAAAAAAGGGAAAAGGGCCUCCAUCUGAAACAGGUAAAACCACAGUAAUUGCAACAGAGCAUCAGUCUGAGAGAUCCAUGGAUGUGGAAAAGGAGAAUAUACCUGAUAUUGGAGGCCAGAAUGCGAGUCAUAACAAACAUGGGGCUGACAGAAGUUCUCCUUACGACAAAAAACUUCGCUCAUUGCAGGUUACAAAAGUACAAAGUGAGCCAAGGUGGUUUAUAGUUAGUGGGCAUCGGCUACAAAGAAAGGAGUUUCAGCAAGUUAUCAAGCGAUUGAAAGGAAAAGUGUGCAGAGAUUCUCACCAGUGGUCAUAUCAGGCAACACAUUUCAUUGUCCCUGCUCCAUUGCGAAGAACAGAGAAAUUUUUUGCUGCUGCAUCCUCUGGAAGGUGGAUCCUCAAGACAGAUUAUUUAACUGCUUGCGUCGAGGCUGGAAAAUUCUUAGAUGAGGAGCCAUAUGAAUGGCACAGAAAGGGAUUGACUGAAGACUUAGCUAUCAACUUAGAGGCCCCAAGAAAGUGGAGACUUCUGAGGGAGAGGACUGGACAUGGCGCAUUAUAUGGGAUGAGGAUAAUCAUAUAUGGAGACUGCAUUGUACCACCAUUGGAUACAUUGAAGCGAGCAGUCAAGGCUGGAGAUGGCAUUAUAUUAGCAACUUCUCCUCCAUACAGUCGCUUCCUUGAGUCAGGUGUUGACUUUGCCAUUGUUAGUGAGGUGAUGCCACGUUGUGACAAGUGGGUUCAAGAAUUCUUAAGGCAUGAGAUACCUUGUGUGUUGCCUGAUUACUUGGUGACGUAUGUGUGCAAACCUGGUUAUCCCCUCAACAAUUAUGUACAAUACAACACUCAUGCUUGGGCAGAAAGGGUGCUGAAAAAACAUGUCAAUCGCUUGGACGAGAUUGUUGAGGAGAUGGUGCCAUCGGAUGACAAUAAGAAUGAUUUAGCAUGCCAAGUAUGCGGGUCACCUGACAGGGAGGAAGUAAUGCUGAUCUGUGGUGACGAAAGUGGCUCUCACGGAUGUGGCAUUGGCAUGCACGUAGAUUGCUGCGAUCCUCCCCUUGAAUGUGUACCAGAGGAAGACUGGUUUUGCCCAGAAUGUAGCAAGACUAGAAGCAACACAAGCAUCAAAAGGAAGUCCAAAAAUUGGACCUCUACUUCCAAGAGGAAGAAGUGAUAUUCUGCCUUUUGGUUUAGGUCUGUAUAAUAGCAGCUUCAAGUCAAGUUUGGUAUAUUUAGAUUAGUGAAUUGUACAAAAAUAACUAUUAGUACAGGAUAACUUUGAUAAGUAGGUAUGGUAGCCAUUCCUUUCCUUUUGUAGCA